AUGAACCAUACUUGGAUGUAUAACCUGAGCUUUGGUGCACCUGCACAUCCUGUUGAGCCAAGGGCUGGACUCUCACGAAGUGGGCACACAGUAGUGGCUGUUUUUCUUGGAUUAAUCUUUUUUGGUUUCUUGAAUAACUUGAUUGUCCUCAUCCUCUUCUGCAAGUUCAAAACCCUGCGUAACCCAGUCAACAUGCUUCUACUGAACAUCAGUGUCAGUGACAUGUUAGUGUGCAUCUCGGGCACCACCCUCAGUUUUGCAUCCAACAUCCGUGGAAAAUGGAUUGGAGGGGACCAUGCUUGUAGGUGGUAUGGCUUUGUCAAUUCCUGCUUUGGUGUCGUGUCGCUGAUCUCCCUGGCUGUGCUGUCCUAUGAGCGCUACAGCACUCUCACCCUGUGCCACAAGCGUAGCCAUGAUUUCCGCAAGGCUCUGCUGGCUGUUGGUGGUUCUUGGAUUUAUUCCUUGGUCUGGACCAUGCCACCUCUGCUUGGCUGGAGCAGUUAUGGGAUAGAAGGUGCAGGCACGAGCUGUUCAGUACGCUGGUCCUCAGAGUCGGCUGAGUCCACGUCCUACAUCAUCUGUCUCUUCAUCUUCUGCUUGGCUGUCCCCGUGACAGUCAUGGUGUACUGCUAUGGGCGCCUCCUGUAUGCGGUCAAACAGGUUGGAAAAAUCCACAAGAGUGCUGCCCGCAAAAGAGAAUACCACGUCCUGUUCAUGGUGAUCACUACAGUUAUCUGUUACCUGCUGUGCUGGAUUCCAUAUGGGGUUAUAGCAUUACUUGCAACAUUUGGCAAGCCGGGUGCUGUGACUCCUGUUACAAGCAUCAUACCUUCCAUCCUAGCAAAAAGCAGCACUGUUUGUAAUCCCAUUAUCUACAUACUUAUGAAUAAACAGGUAAGAAAUGCAAUUUUUAAAGUGUAUUUUCUUCAGGGUCCAUCAGAUAUUCUUGACCAUUGUGACUACCUGUCUUAUAGAUGUAUCUUUAAGGACACUGAAAGCUUGUCCAAACAAUACUACUGUUUGCAAACAACAGCAUAUUCUAGAUAG
Messenger RNA from Serinus canaria (Common canary), 1047 nucleotides. RefSeq names its product opsin-3-like. Gene Ontology annotation, biological process: G protein-coupled receptor signaling pathway; visual perception. Gene Ontology annotation, cellular component: photoreceptor outer segment; membrane. The record is from RefSeq and is a predicted model, not a curated record. NCBI's taxonomy places the organism in Eukaryota, Metazoa, Chordata, Aves, Passeriformes, Fringillidae. Gene Ontology annotation, molecular function: G protein-coupled receptor activity.